AGUUGAAAUCACAACCUUGGAAGCCAUGAAGUUUCAUAGCUGAAUCCAACAUGGUGAAGAAGCAACAUCAGAAGAUUUUUGACUCAGACACUGAAAAUGCUAAGGAUGUGAUUGAAGAAAACACCAAUGAUUUAAUUAGCAAGUUACCCGACGAAGUACUCUGCUACAUCAUUUCAUUUCUCCCUUUUGAAUCUGCAGUACAGACCAGUUUCCUUUCAACCAGAUGGAGAGGCCUCUGGAACACUGCACUGAGACUGGUUGUGCAAUAUGGAAGUGUAGAAGAUAUUGGUAGUGCAACAGUUGCCUUUGCUGAUCAUAUUGAUGAACCCCAUCUAUCAAUAUGGAGGUUGCUAUAUCACUCUAACCUCAAAAUGUUGAGGAAUUCAAGGAGGCUUCAAUUUCAUUUUGGCCAGGGCAGUAUCCUCCUAGCUACCAUUGUUGCAAAUGAGAUACUUCAUCUGGAUUUCUCUGAGGGAAUGGAUGAAUUUUCAGGGGAGUUCGGUUGGCAUUUCGAGACCGACAAUCAUUCUCACUGGCCAGGCUUUUCUUCUCUUUCCAAACAUUCAUUUCCUCCUUACAUCUUUGUCAAGACUCUCCAUUUAAUAUCGGUGACCUGUCUUACCAGUGAAGCAGUUUCCUCCAUGGUUUCAAAGUGUCUCUUUCUUGAAAGCUUGACAAUCAAAGAAUGCCCUGGAUUACAAACUUUGCUUAUUCACACUGGUCAUAACUUCCACCACUUGACAGUUUUCAACUGUCUCCAACUGAUGUCUCUCUAUAUUAAGGCUCCUGGCCUUCAGAAAUUUCGGUAUGGUGGGCUACUUCCCAGGUUUAAAUAUGAAUCUUCUUCCUGCCUGAAAGAUGCCAUGCUUGAUUUUAGAGGAGGCCCCAGCUAUGACCCCUUAAAGUACAAGGACUUGAAAGCUUCAGAAAUUCUACCAGACAUCACAAAUGUUAGAAUUCUUACACUAUGUAGAUGGACUUUUGAGCAUAUACAAAUCAAGUUCUUGAAUCACUUUCUGCCAGAAGCGUCAAGACCCUGCCCAUCCAGAGCACAUUGGCCCUUUCAACUCGGUGAAUUAAGAGAAUUAUGGUGGAUUGAUAGCUCCAUGGAUAAACACAACAUUGAUGCUCUGCUUACCUUCCUGAAACUAUGUCCUUCCUUGGAGAAACUCUUCAUAAAUAUUGAUCCUAGAAGCAACUUCAUCCCAAGCAUAAGUCAUAAACACUCAAGUCAUGAAGUCGCUGAAUAUAAAAGAUUGGAUCAUCUUAAAGUCAUUAAAAUGGAAGGAGUAAUGAAUGAGGAGGAGAAGAUCAUUUCAUUGGCCGAGCAUUUACUUGAAGUAGCGACCAUGGAGCCACUAAUCAUAGCAAAAUCACAUGAGAAUCGUUUGUGCAGACUGGUGAAGGUCCAGUUGAGUAACAGAAACUGUAAAAACGUGCCACCCCCAUUCCAGGAAAAGAAGUAUUGUUAUCAGUUUGUGGAGGUAGAAGAAGGGUACAGUGAUGAGCUAUGUUUUAAACAUCCCCAUAUGGAUUUGUGA
Vitis vinifera (wine grape) is the source of this 1541-nucleotide messenger RNA. Its product is annotated as F-box protein At2g39490-like. Gene Ontology annotation, molecular function: protein binding. The record is from RefSeq and is a predicted model, not a curated record. The transcript is spliced from 4 exons. NCBI's taxonomy places the organism in Eukaryota, Viridiplantae, Streptophyta, Magnoliopsida, Vitales, Vitaceae. Bases 51 to 1541 code for a protein of 496 amino acids.